Molecule: messenger RNA, 438 nt
Organism: Pseudovirgaria hyperparasitica
Lineage: Eukaryota; Fungi; Ascomycota; Dothideomycetes; Acrospermales; Acrospermaceae
Exons: 1
Coding region: 1-438 (145 amino acids)
Biological process (GO): mitotic sister chromatid cohesion
Cellular component (GO): Ctf18 RFC-like complex
Source: RefSeq, a predicted model, not a curated record
AUGCCCUCUAUCCCCUUACACCUCAGCCCAGCAGAGCGCGAUCCACAAACGUCUCCCAACCCACUCCCAGGGCUCCUGCACACGCCCUCCGGCCUCGCCAUCCUCGAGAUCCAAGGCGUCAUCCACGCCGACACCGCACCCAUCGCCGGCGACAGCAACAUACCCACGCAGACGCCCAUCGGCGAGCUCGUCUUCCCGCUCUACGAUGCCACGGCACCUGCCGAUAACACGGCGUGGAUGAAGCGGGUCUAUCUGUACGUGGGCAGGCACCAGCGCAUGACGGGCGAGGUCAGGAAGUUGGUGAAGCCGUACGGUGUGGUUAGGCGGAGGCAGGGCACUGUGGAUGGGGCUGAGGAGCUGGAGGUGGUGGAGGUGGUUCUGUUUAAGGUUGUGUUUUCGUCGAGGCCGGAGCCCGUUGGGGAUGCGGAGAUGGGUUGA